Messenger RNA from Portunus trituberculatus (swimming crab), 7067 nucleotides. RefSeq names its product F-box/LRR-repeat protein 6-like (gene Fbl6). The coding region runs from base 535 to 2814 and encodes 759 amino acids. Gene Ontology annotation, molecular function: protein binding. Lineage: Eukaryota; Metazoa; Arthropoda; Malacostraca; Decapoda; Portunidae. The transcript is spliced from 10 exons. The record is from RefSeq and is a predicted model, not a curated record.
AGUUGGUUCGCGCGACCAUAAACAAUAAACAAACCCUGAGGCUGAGUGUUGCAGGGGGACGCUCGCUGGGCUCCGCUCCCCAUUAUUUCUUCUAUUUCGCGCGAUCCGGGAAGAGUUCUCCCAUGAAUCUUCAAAGUGACAUCUUUUUGUCAAGGAUGACUCAUUACAGCAGCAACAUUAAGUGACAAAAACAGAGCUGUAAUUUUAAGGAAGCCUCUUUCUUCCUGGUGUCAUCUACAGGACUCCAUGAUGCCCCUCUUGCUUCCAUUAUUACUCCCAGAGUAUAGAAGAUAUGGUAUGGUGUAGGCCACUGGGCCUCUGGUCUUGCACCAAAAGAACUAAAGCGUAUACUGUUUACACUCCUUAGAGGAUUAUGGCAUCUUGGUGGUGAGCCUUUGGCUGCCUCUCAUUGAAAUCAUAGUUCAAGUCUGAGCCUUGCUAGUUUGGCUCUUUAGUGAAGAGUUUUAUAAAAGGAGAUAAGUGGCUUUUGCCACAGUAUUUUUUGGGUAAUAUUUUUCAGAAACACAGACUAAAAUGCCUACAGAGAGCCUUGGAUUAGAUGCUAGAAUGGACAUGGACCCUAAAGGCUUUAGUCCCAUGUCAGGACCAGAAGAUAAUAUGAGUUCACCUCCAAGUGUGUUAACAACAGCUUCUGCAGGAUCCACUCCCUCUUCCAUCCCCUCUGCUGGGUCCACACCGUCAUCCAUUCCAUCAGCGGGAUCAACUCCAUACCAGUAUAAUACUCAUGAGGAUGUUGGGAUGAAGCCCAUCACCCCUUCAUCAGACCACCAGCCCAUCACACCAAUGACACCAGACCAGCCCAUCACCCCAGACCAACCCAUCACUCCUGAUCAGUCCGUUCCAUCCGACCAGCCCAUCACGCCAGACCAGCACCCUCCUCGGAGUCCAGGGCUGUAUGCAGAUAGUAUUAAAGAUGGGAUGUAUGUGGAGAAGAUGGAUGUGAGUCCCAGUGCCGCCAACAGACACGCUCAUCCCAGCGGCAGCAGAGGGAGUGAACGGCGAGAAGAUUGUUCGUGUAUUCUUUGUGAGGACCACAGGAGACAUGCUAAUGACCCUCAGCCUGAAAAUGAAGGUGAUAUAAAGUACAGUGGUGAAAUUAAGGUGAAAACAAAGAGAAACAAAGACUCCAAUGCACAACGGAAGCCUCGUAAGCGCAAACAGUCUGGGAAGAUGCAUUAUCAGAGUGAAAUUUCCCAAGAUUCUGAAGAGACUGGAAUCAGGAUGAAGAUUAAAAUGACCUUCCCUCCAGUGAAAGACAGUGCUUGCCAUGCAGUAACAGACUCUUCCUUUGGGAACCGAACUCUGAGUGUUAUGUCUAGUCCGGGUGAGAAGGGGCCAGGGAAGAGAAAAAGUUCCCAUAGUGGUGACAGUGACAACUGCAGACUAUCACCUGGAGAAGGGGGAAAGAGAAGGAAAAAAGUUUCAGAGUUUGUGGAGUGGGGUCCAGUUGAGAGUGUUGUGGAUGGUGAGCCUCAAUCCCCAUGGGCUUGUAAGUUAUCUGAAAGCACUCUCUUUGACAUCCUGCACAUGGCCACUCGCUCGGUGGGAGCAAUUCCUCUUCUUCCGCGAACAUCAAGAGUUUGCAGAUUGUGGAGACGUGUUUCAGCAGACAAACGCCUGUGGCACACUGCUGACCUGGCCACAGGACGCAUCAAGCCUCGUCACCGCAAUGAGAAGAAACUGUUGUGGCUGCUGGAGAACAGACUGAGUAAUGUUGAUGACCUUGUCUUAGCUGGAUGGUAUGAAGCUGUGACACCACAUAUCCUGCCAAGGCUGGUGCAGCUGUGUCCAAACCUUACUGGUCUCAACCUUUCCUACUGCCAUAAAAUCCAUUCAGAAAAUCUUCACACUUACUUGUCCAACUGUGCAAAGCUUCAGCGGUUGGAUCUGACCAAUGUCAUGGCAUCUCAUAAGCCAACCCCUCGGUGUGCUGUGGGACAGCAGACAUUAGCAGACUUGGCAUCUACAAUGAAAGACAGGCUAACUCAUCUCACCUUGGCCAACAAUACUCUGUCCAACAUGCCAUCACUCAUCAAAUCACUAUCUGAUAACUGUCCAAACCUUCAAACGCUUGACCUGUCAAACGUGAUGACCAUUGGACGUGAUUGUGUCUUGAUCAACAUUGAGAGGUUACAAAAGGGCUGCACAAAUAUGAAGACUUUGAGGCUAACAAACUCAAUGAUCAGGCUUGCCCAGACAUCCCUGUCAGAACAAGCAUCAUCACCAGGAUUUCCUGAACUGGAGGAGUUGAGUUUGGCUGUUGAUGGUAACCUUAGUGUGGGUAUGAAUGAUGGGGAACUCGAGAGGGUCCUCAAAAACUCUCAUAAGCUUCGUCUCCUUGAUGUGAGAGGGUGUAUGAACAUCACUGAUUCCUCACUAGUUCGCAUUCCACCUUGGGAUUUGGAACAUCUGUUUCUUGCUGGAUCAACCUCACCCAAGAGCUAUUCCGACAGAUUGGAAUUGGUGGUUCGAAAGUGGCAGCACUCUUUGGUAGAAUUAGAUUUGUCUUGGACAGCUAAUGCAGACAGUAUUGAUGCAGCUGUGAUGGCUAUAUCAGAAGAGCCUGAUAAUAAGCUCAGGUACCUGAAUAUGUGUGGGUCUUCUGUUACAUUCAAUCCAAUACGACAAGUAUUAACAAGAUGUAGCCAUCUAGAGAACCUGAACCUGACUUCCUGCCGUGCCCUGCCACGAGGGGUGAAGCGUUUCCACGAGACAACUCAGUUAGCCACCCUUCGAGCAGACAUAGCGAGUGGUAAAUUUGAUGAGGCCCCCAAUGAGGACGAAGAUGAUUAAGCCUUUGGAGGGGCCACUAGAUGAGAGCCAAAUUUCUGACCAGCUCAUGUGCCCAGUACAAAGCAAAUAUGGUUUGCCUUCCAGCCAGUGACUGUGAGGACUCCUUCAGAAGAGGAUAUCCUACAUGCCUGUUGAGAGGAAGUAGGCCUCACAAAUUGGAUUUAGCAAGUUGAGGUCAAAUCAAUAUUUUGAUGAAGUUUACCACAAAAAAUAUGGUACUGUAUAUUGUUUUGUAAAUGUUUUACAGUCUAUGAAGGGUGGGUGGGGAGGAAUUAUAUAUGAUGUUUAUAGUCUCACUAUGUAGGCUUGUAUUCAGUAGAUUGCCUCGGAUUAAGCAUUAUGCUCCCCAUAUCCUUGACAUGAAGUAGCAUUUCUGAAACAUCAUGUGUCGUCCUUAUGGAAUACAGACACUAUUGAUGAGAGUGUCUUGUAAUUUAUAAGAGACGUCAAGGACUAAUAGCCACCAGUGGCUAUCAUGGGAGGUUGGCGUGAUGUUUAGCCUGGGUGCAUUUCCUAAAUUGGCUUGUAGGUUUUCUUGUUUAGUCUGUGUUUGUUGUCUUACUACCAGGUCCUCCAUAGAUAAUAAUUUUCAAAGAGUAAUAUCCUGCCAGUGCUAAAUUAAAUUUUCAUCCUAACAUUGCAUUCCUGACAAGUCACUCUUGUCUUGGAUGCCUUGGAUUAAUGCUUGUCAAUUACUUUUCAUCUGUUUUGUGUGAAUGUUUCAUUAUUCCUGUAAAAACUCUACAGGUUUGCUUUUUCAUUAUCUGCAUUUUAUAUGAAUUAAAAACUUAAGUUUAUUAAUCUUUCCUUGAAUAAAUACUCUGACGAUAGGAAGUCUCUGCCAUCCGUUGUUUUAUGUAAUCAAAAGAUUUUACAAGAUUAGCAACUGGAAAGUCAAGCUUGUGGUAUGUUUGUUUUAGUAGAUUUAGUUUAAAGCGAAAUUGAAACAAUUUUCAUUGCUAUAAAGUAGUUAUUGAUUUUAUUACUAUGUAUGCAGAUCACGUUCAUUAUUGCAUAAACUGUUAUUGGUUUUCUAAAUUUACUGUAUCUAGUAUUCACUUCACUAUUUGAAUCCUAGAAAUCAUGCCAUUAUGAAGUGCAUAUCCAAUCAUUACGUAUAGAUGAAAUAGAUCUGUAUUAUAUAUAUAUUAUAUAUAUUUAUAUAUAUAUAUAUCUAAGGGUUGUUUUUUUUAUUUUGUUAUGGCUAUGAUGCAUGACAUUGAAAUAUUUUAUUCUAUUUAUCACAUUAAGUUUUGAAAAAUUUUUUUGAUAACAAAAAUUAAUUAUAAUUAACUCAUUGUAUAAAUUCCACUGCCAUUAUUAAACCAGUAGUGCAAGUGAUUCUUGGUUUUAGCAAGAGAAUAGCAGUAUUCCUUUUUAUGAAUAUUGUUUUUUUUUUUUUUUUUUUUUCCUUUCAAAUAUACCUUUGUUGUACUUUUUGAAGUGAUGAGAAUUGAGAUUGGCAUCUGAUGGAAUUAAAAUUAAAACAGCCAUAUAUCCUGAGGUAAAUUUUAUCAGAAUCUUGUUAUAUGUCCAACUUCUUUUAUCUUCUUCACUCAAAGAAUAUUAGCAUGGUUUGGCAUUAUUCUAAAAUCUUAGAGAAUUAGUUCAUAUUUUGCACAAUAGUAUUUUUACGUCCUUCUCAAGGACAUACGUAAAAUGUUGUGCCUUCCUGUGUCCGUGACAACCAUUUAUUAUUGGUCCAGAUUCUAGUUACCAUGUGGUAUUCUCUGAAUUUGUGAAUGUUGAGAACCAAGUCUUAGUGAUCUGUUUGAUGACAUGAAUUACUAAUUACCAGCACUUCCCCAUAAGUGGUAACUGGAUAUAAUGGACUGUUUUAUAAAGUAAUGGUUGGAUGCAUUUUUUACAGUAUAUGAAAUUGAUCAAAUUUUUAUAGAAAAAAAUUACUGUAUGUAUCAGAGUUACUUUCAUGAAUGCUAUGUUAGUGCUUGUUGUUUUAUUUAUUUUACUAAUAUUCAUUGAUUCUUUCAUACUUUUUUUUAAAUAGCUUUAUCACCAAAGUUGGGUGUGGUGUGUUAGACUUUUGGCAUGGUCAAGUUGUAGCUUUAAGAAAACAUAACCCAAAAUGUUAUUCAUGCAAACCUUGUGCUGUAAUACUUUCUUUUUUGUGUGUGUGUGCUUUUGUUAAUGGGUAUUCACAACUUCCAAAUGAUUAAAACAAGAACUGACUGCAUCACUAUGCACAUGAACUUACUCAGAAAAGAAUAGUAUCAGGAUAUACUAGGGAAUAUAUUCAAUUAAAUUUCUUCCUCAGCAUUAGCAUGAUGUUCAGUAUUGAGGGCCUUACAGAGCUCUUCCAACACUUGUGCUGUUAAGAGUUUUCUGUUCAUGGAAGAAGUAUUUUUCACAAAAUUUGAACAAUAUACAGGCUCAACAAUUGAAACUUGGUAGACAUCAUAAAAGCAUGGUUUAGAGAUGCCUUAUGCUCUUUAAUCCUCUCUCUCUCUCUCUCUCUCUCUCUCUCUCUCUCUCUCUCUCUCUCUCUCUCUCUCUCUCUCUCUCUCUCUCUCUCUCUCUCUCUCUCUCUCUCCAAAGAAAUGGUUUAUUUAAAGAAAGUAUUACUUAAAAUUGUUUUGCUUCUAGCAUAAAAAUUUCAGCAAUAACUCAAAAUUAUUUAGGAUUUUCCAAAACAAGCCUACAGCUUCAUUUACAUGAUAUCUUUCAUGUACGAUAUGAACGUUGUAUUUAAUUUGGCCAAUUGCUUUAGUGUGAUAUGCUACCGAUGAUCCAUGAAUAUUCUAAGUCCUAUCAUUAUAGUCAGUGACAAGUGAUGUGACCACGCAGAAAAACAACAAACGCAACUUGUGUUCUGAAAAUAUCAACCAAAUAAUUACAUGUAGUGAAUUAGAAGUGUAUAUGUAGCCUCAUUAACUAACCUUUUACUUGUUUAUGGGGUGUCCUUUGCAUUUUCUUACUUCCAUGAGACAAUCUGGGAGAGAGGUUGCAAGGUUCUGCAGAAUUGCUGCAGGUAUAGCAGUCCAUGCCCAAGAAAUUGCUGCUUUAAAUCUUUCCUCGAUGGAUGUGUUUUUUCUCUCAAUUUCCGUUUAAGUAUCGCCCAGAGGUUCUUGAUAGGUGAUAUAUCAGGGCUAUUUGGUGGCCAGUCAAAUAUCAUCUCAACCUUGUUCUCUCUGAGGCAUUCUUUCACUACUUGUGCUGUGUGGCAAGGAGCCCUGUCCUGUUGGAAUACCUCUGCACCAGUGACAGUAAAGCAAGUACAGUAGUCAACUUAUCACUUAAAAGGCGUAGAUUUACAUCUUUCGUGACUGAUUCACUCUUUGAAAAAACAUGUUGGCCAGACACACCUCCAUUAGGAAAUGCACCCCAUACCAUUACAGGAGGGUGCUUGAGAGUGUUCUCAUUUGUUUUCUGUGGUUACGUCAGUUGUAGCUGACUGUAAACUUUAUAAUUGGUUUGGAAAUAUGAUUAUUAAGUAGGAAAUUGAUUUUUAUGAUAUUAAUUAUUUUUAUGGUUUGCAUCUCAGAAGAAUUUGGUUUAAAGCUAUUAGAUGUGUUUUCAUUUUAACAUGCACAAAUAGACACACAACACAAGUCAACAAUACCAAUCAUGAUUAUUAUUAUUUUUAAACUUGAAUUUUGAGACAUUGAGUCAAAAUCAUAAAAUUGUGAUGAAUUCUUGUUAAGUGCAGUGCUACUGGAGGAUUUGUUCCAUAUCAAAUGAUGUAUCUGGUAUCCAGUAUUCAUGUUUAUAUCAUAUAUUGAGAAUAAUAGAUUGCAACAGAUAAAUUAUUAACUCAAUCCUGAAAAUUAUGUGAGGGGAGUAAUGUUUUGUAAUUAACCAAGAAGAGAAUUUGUCCAUGAUAUUGAGAACAUUUGACAUGGUAUGGAAACAUUCCAUACAUACUAUAAGGCAUGAUGAAUUUGACUUGUAUGAAUGAGUUGAAGUAAUUGCCUUGUUAUUUGUGUUAGUUUGUGCAAUGUGCAGAUGUGUUAUAGAGAACCUUCCUGUAAUGUGAAGUUUACACCAAUACUAGUAUCACAUGUGCUAGUUCCAUAGGCACCAGUUCAAGGUUCUACUUCCCUCUCAUGUGUGCAUCAGCCAGACUACAUUUAUCAAUAUCAUACCAGUAUUCUCUUGAAAGAGGUUAAGUCAAAGUGAGGUGUCUUCAGAAUUUGUAAGGAAGUAAUCGACCACCUCAUUCCCAUCUUGCCCAAUCAUAAAGGGGAACAUGUAGAGGAAGGGGUCCCAAGCCUCAUCAAUAAAUCUUUUAGUUG